Molecule: messenger RNA, 597 nt
Organism: Lepus europaeus (European hare)
Lineage: Eukaryota; Metazoa; Chordata; Mammalia; Lagomorpha; Leporidae
Gene: SIT1
Product: signaling threshold regulating transmembrane adaptor 1
Biological process (GO): signal transduction; regulation of T cell activation; T cell homeostasis
Cellular component (GO): plasma membrane
Molecular function (GO): kinase binding
Source: RefSeq, a predicted model, not a curated record
AUGAAGCAGGCUGACCUUCAGCUCGGGGCCGUGUGCUUGUGGUCUGCUCUCACCGCGGCAGUCAUGAGUGGAGGUUACAACUGCACCGAUCUACUAGCACCGGGAAUCCCCUCCAUAAACCAGGCCUGGGGGCUCUGGGCCCUCUUAGGGGUCACGGCGCUGCUGCUGUUUCUCGCCUCACUGGCUGCAUGCCUGCCCCAGUGGACCAGUGGCCGGAGCAGGAGCCACGGAGGGCAGGGACAAUCAGGAGGGUCCAUGGAAGAGGUCCCCUUGUAUGGGAACCUGCAUUAUCUACAGACAGGAUGGCUGACUCAAGAACCCAGGCCAGACCAGCAGGAUGCACCCCCUGGAGGCCCUGCCAGGGCGGCAGAGGAGCCCCCGUGCUACACCAGCCUGCAGCUGCGGCCUCCUCAGGGCCGGGUCCCCAGCCCCGGGACCCCCAUCAAGUACUCGGAGGUGGUGCUGGACUCGGAGCCCAAGCCGCAGGCCUCGGGCCCUGAGCCGGAGCUCUACGCCUCAGUGUGUGCCCAGACCCGCCGGGCCCGGGCGUCCUUUCCCAAUCAGGCCUACGCCAACAGCCAGCCGGCGCCCAGCUGA